Messenger RNA from Amoebophrya sp. A120, 1698 nucleotides. The record is from the annotation of a GenBank genome assembly. Lineage: Eukaryota; Dinophyceae; Syndiniales; Amoebophryaceae.
GGACGGGGGCGGAAAUAAGGGAGAGGGCCUCCCUAUCGAAAGGAAACAUCCCCCCUGCCCAUUUGUCAAAACGAAGUUUCUGAUGCUGGGCCGCCAUUGCGUACACAAAUAAGAGCUUGCAGGAAAGGACUGGCUCGGCAAUUGCCGAGCCUGAGCAGAGAGGUUUUGACAUAGGCGCCUAGUGGCGUGCCAGAUGUCUCUACCGUAGGCCCAACAGCAUCACAAAGCGCCUGCGUGAUCAUGUGGCGCAGCAUGUGGAGCUGCCUUGUGUGCGGCCACAAUCAAAUCAGCAGUGCAAAUGUUCUGAGGAGUACCGUUUUGAUAUGGGGACGGGGGACUCGUUUUCGCUUACGAUACUCCCAGAGGAUUAACCAACACUCCUACAAGAUGAACCGGCCCCCCCAGCAGGGGAUAAACAGUAAGUACCCACGACCCGCCAGAACAAAUAAGACGGGUCCCCUGUAUUAUUCCAUCUAUCCUCGCGUGAACGACAACGAAGACGAAGGCGGUGAAGACGAAAGGAAUUUCAAUGAGAAGUAGUUCUUUACGUGAAGUAGAUCAGCGCCUGUCACCUGCUGGCUCAGGCGGGGCAAAGAAAAGUAAAACCAAUGAAGUCAUCACAGCUUAUUUCUCAUACGUUUACUUAGUCCUUUCAUAUUCAUAUUAUAGUAUCGAAACUUCAACAACAGCAUUAGAUAGACUACCAAUCCAGGCAAUAAUGCGACUACAAGGUCGAAAAAGGACAUUCUACGGCGAAGACGCCGAACAGAAUACAUUCAUCAGUAUCGAAACUUCAACUCUACAUUCGGAAUUUCAGGAUGAGUCGCAUGAACAUAGAGUAAAAGUAAUGGCGGGAGCUCAAAGAUUCACUGCGGUUAAAGAAUUUAAUAUACAAAAAAAGCACGUACGUGCCUUAUCUAUCAGUCGAAGUAGUUUUGAAGGAAGAAGUAGUUUUGGAGGAAGAAGUAGUUUUGAAGGAAGAAGUAGUUUUGAAGGAAGAAGUAGUUUUGAAGGAAGAAGUAGUUUGACAGCAAUUAUCUUUAAGAACAGCUGCAGUUCCACUUUAUUAAGAUUCCUACAACUCAAAAUGCGCGAGCGCGCUAAGAAAGAUAGAAUCCCAGAUAGAAACCAAAUGCCCUGUAGUGACGAGUUUGAAGGACAAUGCAUGAUGGUGGCGGACAGGUGCGUUUUCUUUCUUCUGUGCAUACCAAAUAUAUGAAGCUAGAAAUGAAGAUGUUGAGCAACAAGAUCUGACUCGUCACCACAUCGAAAGAUACUAAGACUUCCAAAUAUAAUGUUGUAUUUCAUACCAUUUCGAGUUCGAACUUCUAUACCUCGGAGCUUGCCUAUACAACAUUUACUUACAUGGUGGUUCGACGAAGGUGUCCUGUAUCGAGGGGCUGAAACUAGUAGGAGCGCAGCACUUUUUAGCAGUUGAUUUUGGGAAUACAGAAUAAUGGUUGAUGCCUGAAGUUAUCCGGUGGAGGAGGAGAAGCCUCCGAGGAGUGCAGGGAAGAACGAAUGUUGUUCUGUACAAAUCAUAGUGCCUGUAGUUGUUCUAGUUGGUUGAAGUGUAGCACAGCCUUUGUUUAGUUUGUUUUGACAUAAAGGUGCAGUUGCUGUGUCGAAUUCUAGAUCUCGUCCAGUUGUUAGUCUGUAAGUAACAAAGAUUUCCCAAAACCAAACUUCCUUGUCCCG